AUGUCCUCCAGCGAGAAAGAAGGCGGUGGAGUCUCUGCGCAGAAUAAAGGAUCCUGGACUGCGUUCUUGAAAUCUAUCGCGUCGUUCAAUGGGGAUCUCGCAUCAUUGACUGCUCCCCCUUUCAUCCUGUCAUCGACAUCGCUUGUCGAAUUCUCGUCGUACUGGGCGGAACAUCCCUCGAUCUUUGUCGCACCGGCUGCUGAGAAAGACCCCCAGAAGCGCGCAUUGCUGGUAUUGAAGUGGUUCUUGAGCACGCUGAAGCAGCAGUAUGCAAGCCGCAGCGACAAGUAUGGUAAUGAGAAGAAACCACUGAACCCGUUCUUGGGGGAGCUUUUCCUGGGUAAAUGGGUUGACGACGCCGGCACGACUGAGUUGGUCUCCGAGCAAGUGAGUCACCACCCACCAGUUACUGCCUACCAUAUUUCGAACGACAAGCACGGCGUAUCGCUGCAAGGCUACAAUGCCCAAAAGGCAUCAUUUGCCCGCACGAUCUAUGUGAAACAAAUUGGGCACGCUGUGUAUUCUAUACCCGCCUUCAACGAGACCUACCUCAUCACGCUUCCAAACCUGCACAUCGAAGGUCUAAUUUUUGGCUCUCCAUUUGUUGAGCUCAACGAUAAGACAUACAUUACCAGCAGCUCAGGAUAUACAGCCAAGAUUGACUACAGCGGUAAGGGGUGGUUAUCGGGAAAGAAGAACAGUUUCACAGCCACUCUAUACCCCACUGACAAGGAGAAAGAGAUACUCUACACAAUCAGUGGGCAGUGGAACAAGUCAUUUGAUAUCACAGAAGGUGGCAAGAAGGGUGGCGUUAUAGGGAGUUAUGAUGCUGAGACGCCCACCACGGCUCUAAUAAUUGCGCCACUCGAAGAGCAAGGUCCUCUAGAAUCACGGAAAGCAUGGGCCAAGGUUGCUGCUGGGAUUGCUAUAGGCGAUAUGGAUGUCACUGGGGUUGAAAAGUCUAAGAUCGAGGUUGCGCAGCGUGAAUUGAGGCAGAAGGAGAGAGAUGAAGGGAGGACGUGGGAGCGAAGAUAUUUCUCCUUGGUUGAGAACGACGAGGUCUUGGAAAAGCUGGCGCCUUCCAUCCCGGGAUUUCUUGCAGAGCCUGACAAGACCGGCGGAGUCUGGAGAUUCGAUGAGAAGAAGGCGAGCGCGAUAGCAGAGAAAAAGAAAGCUGGCGCGAGUUGA
This is a messenger RNA of Venustampulla echinocandica, 1188 nucleotides long. RefSeq names its product putative KES1-involved in ergosterol biosynthesis. The transcript has 2 exons. Bases 1 to 1188 code for a protein of 395 amino acids. The record is from RefSeq and is a predicted model, not a curated record. Gene Ontology annotation, cellular component: intracellular membrane-bounded organelle; cytosol; membrane. Gene Ontology annotation, biological process: maintenance of cell polarity; endocytosis; exocytosis. Lineage: Eukaryota; Fungi; Ascomycota; Leotiomycetes; Helotiales; Pleuroascaceae. Gene Ontology annotation, molecular function: oxysterol binding.